AAGAAACAAGUGCACUGAAUAGGAUCUUCACACUCCUCUUCAAAUUCACAGAUCCCCAUGCGGAGAUUUUUAUUAAUACACCACCCCCAACUCUCUCUCUUUUUUACCCUUUUCUUUGAGAAAAAUCCCAACACAAACACUAUAUAUAUAUGCCUCAUCUAUUCUAUCUAUGUAAUAACAGUAACGCAUAAACAGAGGAAACAGAGAAAUAUGGCAACAGAAACAAAAGCUGAUCAUUACAACAGCCAACUCUCUCUUAAGAACCUGCUCCGCAGCCAUUUCAACACCAAUUCACCACUUCUAUCAGCGCUAAACUCACUGCAACUUCUACUGGUGUUGGUUCUUUGUACUUGUACUUUUGCUGCCUUCUCGCAAUCCAUCGUCACGACUCUGCCGGGAUACGCCGGAGAUCUUCCCUUCAAACUUGAAACCGGAUAUGUGAGCGUGGGGGAGUGGAAUGACGUGCACCUAUUUUACUACUUCAUCGAGUCCGAGGGAAAUCCGAGAGAAGACCCUCUCAUUCUUUGGCUUACUGGAGGACCUGGUUGUUCUAGCUUCGGUGGACUAAUUUUUGAAAUAGGACCUUUACACUUCGAAAAAGAUUAUUUUGAUGGAACGUUUCCAAAUUUAGCAGUGAAUCCGUUUUCAUGGACAAAGGCCGCCAGCAUGAUAUUUUUAGACGCACCGGUUGGCGCUGGAUUCUCCUACGCUGAUAAUCCGGGGGGUUACGUUAGUAAUGACCUAUUAUAUGCAACAGACACUUACAAUUUCCUACUAAAGUGGCUGAUGGAUCACCCAACAUUUUUGUCGAAUGAGCUGUAUAUUGGCGGCGAUUCAUAUUCCGGCUUAAUCGUUCCAAUCGUUGUUCAGAAAAUAUACAAUGGAAAUUUUGAGGUUCCAGUGCAGCGACAACUUAAACUCCAAGGAUACAUACUUGGAAAUCCAGUAACAAGUCAACACGAUGAUAAGAAUGCAAGAAUUGAAUAUGCACACCGACUCACACUUUUAUCGGAUAAACUCUACAAGUCAAUAAAACACAACUGUCACGGGGAGUAUAUAAUUAUAGAUCCAAACAAUGCACCAUGCAUAAGGGAUCUCACACUGGUCAAUCAGUGCCUCGCCAACCUCUGCAUGGGACAAAUUCUGGAACCUAACUGUGCUUAUGCUUCAAGAAAUUCAAGUAAAUUGAAGUGGGAUAGAAGAUUUAUUGAAGAGGAACCAACAGAUUUCCUACUUCUACCAGUACUUCCUAAAUUCUGGUGCCGAACAUACAAUUAUAUUUCAUCUUAUAUUUGGGCAAAUGAUGAAAGGGUCCGACAAGCUCUUCACAUCCGAAAGGGAACAAAGGAAAAAUGGGCCAGGUGCAAUGAGUCCAUGGCCUAUACAGAAGUUGUCUUCAAUAGCCUCGAUUACCACCGAAACCUCAGCCAUACAACUCUUCGAGCUCUUAUUUACAGCGGGGAUCACGACAUGGCAGUUCCAUAUUUGGGAACCCACAAAUGGAUAGAGGCCUUGAAUUUAACUGUUGACGAGGAAUGGAGACCAUGGUUUGUUGAUGGCCAAAAUGGAGGGUACACAAUGAGUUAUGUAAGGAAAGGAUACCACCUGACGUUUGCAACUAUCAAGGCAAGAAAAAAAAAUUAAAUUGACAUCUGCAUCUAUUUCGAAAGGAGAACAUAAAUGUAUAUGAUUUUUAAUUGCUUAUUAUGCAGGGAGCAGAUCACACAGCUCCAGAGUACAAGCCUAAAGAAGCUCUUGCCAUGAUCGAAAGGUGGCUUGCUUUUUACAAUCUUUAAUGAACGCGAGAUCGAUUAGCAGCCAAAUCUAUCCAAUAAUUUCUUUGGUGUGCGUACGUCUGUUCAAUGCCGAUCGACUUUAUUAGAUCUUAUUUUAAGGCUAUUUGAAUAAAAAUCAGUGGAUUGAAUUGGUGAAGAUAACUUAUGCA
This is a messenger RNA of Rhododendron vialii, 1945 nucleotides long. Its product is annotated as serine carboxypeptidase-like 13. Lineage: Eukaryota; Viridiplantae; Streptophyta; Magnoliopsida; Ericales; Ericaceae. The coding region runs from base 58 to 1644 and encodes 528 amino acids. The record is from RefSeq and is a predicted model, not a curated record. Gene Ontology annotation, molecular function: serine-type carboxypeptidase activity; acyltransferase activity, transferring groups other than amino-acyl groups. The transcript has 13 exons. Gene Ontology annotation, biological process: secondary metabolic process; proteolysis.